AUGGCUGCAGGGGUCGCCGCGUGGCUGCCCUUUGCCAGGGCAGCCGCCAUAGGAUGGAUGCCAGUGGCCAACUGUCCCAUGCCGCUGGCUCCGACAGAGAAGAACAAGAGGCAGGACGAGCUGAUCAUUCUCAACGUGAGUGGCAGGCGUUUCCAGACCUGGAGGACUACACUUGAGAGGUACCCGGACACUCUGCUGGGCAGCACGGAGAAGGAGUUCUUCUUCAAUGAAGACACCAAGGAGUACUUCUUCGACCGGGACCCCGAGGUCUUUAGGUGCAUCUUAAAUUUUUAUAGAACUGGCAAGCUGCACUAUCCCAGGUACGAGUGCAUCUCUGCCUACGACGAAGAGCUUGCCUUCUACGGGAUCCUCCCUGAAAUCAUUGGGGACUGCUGCUAUGAAGAAUACAAAGACAGAAAGAGGGAAAACGCAGAGCGGCUGAUGGAUGACAACGACUCCGAGAACAACCAGGAAGGGUCCAUGCCAUCCCUGAGCUUCCGGCAGACCAUGUGGCGAGCCUUCGAGAACCCCCACACCAGCACCUUAGCCUUAGUCUUUUACUACGUCACCGGUUUCUUUAUUGCCGUCUCUGUGAUCACUAAUGUCGUGGAAACUGUCCCUUGUGGCACGGUGCCGGGGAACAAGGAGCUUCCGUGUGGGGAGAGAUACGCUGUGGCUUUCUUUUGCUUGGACACGGCUUGUGUGAUGAUUUUCACAGUUGAGUACCUGUUGAGACUCUUCGCGGCCCCAAGUCGCUACAGGUUCAUCAGAAGCGUGAUGAGCAUCAUUGACGUGGUGGCCAUCAUGCCAUACUACAUUGGUUUGGUGAUGACCAACAACGAGGACGUCAGCGGAGCCUUUGUGACACUAAGGGUUUUUAGGGUUUUCAGGAUUUUCAAGUUCUCUCGCCAUUCCCAAGGCUUACGAAUCUUGGGCUACACUUUGAAGAGCUGUGCCUCUGAGCUUGGCUUUCUCCUCUUUUCCCUCACUAUGGCAAUUAUCAUCUUUGCAACUGUGAUGUUUUAUGCAGAGAAAGGGUCCUCAGCAAGCAAAUUCACCAGUAUUCCUGCUUCCUUUUGGUACACUAUUGUAACCAUGACAACACUUGGCUACGGUGACAUGGUGCCCAAGACCAUUGCCGGGAAGAUCUUCGGCUCCAUCUGCUCGCUGAGCGGGGUGCUGGUCAUCGCCCUGCCCGUUCCCGUCAUCGUCUCCAACUUCAGCCGCAUCUACCACCAGAACCAGCGGGCCGACAAGCGCCGCGCACAGAAGAAAGCCCGGCUCGCGAGGAUCCGGGUGGCCAAGACAGGCAGCUCCAACGCCUACCUGCACAGCAAGCGCAACGGCCUGCUGAACGAAGCCCUCGAGCUGACGGGAUCCACGGAAGAUGAACAGCAUACGACUAAAGGCACCUCCUUAAUUGAAAGCCAACAUCACCACCUGCUGCACUGCCUAGAAAAAACAACCGGAUUGUCCUAUCUUGUGGAUGAUCCCCUGUUAUCUGUACGAACUUCCACCAUCAAGAACCACGAGUUCAUAGAUGAGCAACUGUUCGAGCAGAACUGCAUGGAGAGCUCAAUGCAAAACUACCCAUCUUCACGGAGCCCCUCCUUGUCAAGUCACCAUGGCCUGACCACCUCUUGCUGUUCUCGCCGUAACAAGAAGACCACGCACCUUCCCAACUCCAGUGUGCCAGCCACCCGCCUCCGGAGCAUGCAGGAGCUCAGCACCAUCCAUAUCCAGUGCAGCGAGCAGCCCUCACUUACAACCAGUCGUUCCAGUCUCAACAUGAAAUCAGAUGAUGGGCUGCGACCGAACUGCAAAGCCGCCCAGAUAACCACAGCCAUCAUCAGCAUCCCCACGCCGCCGGCGCUCACGCCAGAAGGUGAGAGCAGACCUCCGCCCAGCAGCCCCGGCCACUCCACGAACAUUUCUACCACCACCACAAGCAACAUAGUCAAGGUCUCUGCCUUGUAAGAUGUCUCAUGCACGGAAGGCGGCUGAAAGACCGGCGCCCCUCUCCCUCCACACCUCCAUGUUCCUUUCUUGCUGCAAAUUGUGCCUGGAUGGACGAACCUGCCAGCUGGUCAUCGGGUUAGCGACGGAGACCUAACGAGGCAGCUUUCUUCAGACUCGCAUUCAUGCUGUGGACUGGGGAAGGAUUAGGAGAGGGAGGAAGAGCCUUGUUAACAGUAAUGCCCGCGUGGAGAGCGCGUUGUGCCGUGGGACAGGGCAGAGAGCACCUGCGGAGGCUGAAGGGAAAGAACCGUCGUGGCAACAGGAGAGUCAAUAAAGAAAACAGAAAUAUAACACUGUGUAUCGCAGCACCUUUUUAAAGGUUUUUAAUGGAUAAUAUUUAUUCAUGAGGAAAUGACUGAAAAAGGUGAAAAACAAUGGAUUUUGUGAAUUUUUUUUCUUCAUGGAGCAGAACCUUUAAGCCAACCAAAACUUCACAUUUUUUUUUUCUUUUAUAGGAAAAGAUUUAGACAAAGAAGCCACCUGUCACAGAAACCUAUUUCCAUCCCCCCCCUGUGUGUGUGAGUGCGAGUGUGCAGCAGAGCCGCGCCAGAGCAACACUGCAUUUCAAAGGGCAUGUUGUCAUCAUUGGGUGCACAGUAGGAAAACACAAGCAUGUGCCAGCACAUACCUGCACACACACACACACACACACACACCUAUUUCACCCUGGAUGGCAUUCUUUAUUUAGACACUUUUGUAUCCGCCUUUUAAGUCAAUACAGUGCAAUUGCAAACAGUGUGUUUGUCUGCUAAUUAUUGUCUGUGAAAACAUAUUUGUGAAAAAAAAAACAACAACAAAAAAAAGACAGGCUGCAGUAGAGUUUUAGUCCCACAUGGGUAUCUGCUUUCUAUUUUUGUUAUCACUUACUUGUAAGAGUGUGACUAGACUACCAGUUCUGUAUUUUUAAAAAGGAAAAAAAAAAAGAUAGGAUUCUUUUUUAAUACUGUACACACAAAUGGCAAAGAAUGAGAAAACACUGAACUCAACUGCAUCGAGCAUUCUUAAGUCUGACAGAGGUUUCUUGUAACGUAUGCCCAUGCAUUUUUAUUUUUGUUUUCUAUAUGCUGAAUUUCUUUGCUAGCACUGAACAUACAACCCAUUGUAAAUAGUAGCCAAAUAACGUCUGGAUCUAUACUUGAUAAUAAAUUAACCCCAGAGCCAAAUAUCCUGCGUGGACAGAGAGGUAUUUGGCUUUUUCACAGUCCAGGCACUCCAGUUGUCUCAUCAAUGACUUCUGGGUUGCACUGAUUUUGGGGUAGACUAAGUUAGCAAUUUUCGUUACCCAUUCCCAGCACAGGAUCUAUAGCGUGCACCCACUGGAGAAGUGGGAGCAGUACUGGAUUUUGGAAAACCUUUGAUAAAGUGUGUUACAGACAGCAUUUUCUUUUUGCAGUUCUACAGUCGGUCUGAGAAAAUUCAUGUACUUCUAGUCAACCAAAACCUGUAACACUGUGUGGUACUGCCCCCUAAUAGGAAGCUAAUACUGUUAGCUAAGGUGUGGUCAGUCCUAGCCCCUCUUCCUAAGCUCUUUCUAGGAAUGUUUUAUCAGGAAAUACACAGUCCCAAAUCAUAACUGAUUUUCCACUCUAAGAAGAAUAACUUUUUUUUUUUUCCAUUCUGCCUUUCCCAAGUCCCCUUUCCAUAACAAGUGUGAAGGGCAGAGUGAGAAAACAUCAUCCACCUUCGGCUCCCUGAGCCCCUCCCACCUGUCAUACACUGUCUGGCUAAUUAUUGUGGUUAUGCACAAACGCCCUUCAAGGCCCUAUACACACACCCAUAAAUGGCAAUGAACCUAGUCCCCAACAGCUUGCAAUAGAAUAGGUUUCAACUAUCUUGUUUCUGAGCAGUGAUUUUACCAGCACUGCAGAGCUAACUACUCCAAGCAUGUUUGAGGCUGUUUCAGCAAAGGGAUGCCUUUUUCUUUUUUAAUACAUCUGUCAUAAUCUAUCCUGACGUAAUAUUUAUAUACACAUAUACACACAUACACGUAUAAAUAAAUGCAGACACAUACAUGUAUAGAUAGAGAAAUAGUCCUACAUGCUGACUGAAACGUACGAGCUGGCAUUCUGCUUUGUUAGCAUCCUAACCUGUUAGUCUAUGAAGUAGACUCAGACGGCUCAUGCAUUAACUCAAUACCCUCCUUAGAAACCUACAACAUUCUAGGAAUAUUAGGGCUGUGGCAAAGCCUUCAGUAGCUGCAUCAGCUUAUAGUCAUUUACCCCAGUGCUGUAAUAUGUUACCCAAAACUCCCUUUAGUCCUGUUUUAAAUGAUUAAAGUGCCCUGCCUUCGCUGCUUCCUGUAGGAGGUUACACUGCAGUUAAUCUUACCAUUAUUGAAUUUUUCGUGAUGUUUUAAUUUAAUCUUCCUUUGCUUUAUUGAAUUUCAUUAUUUGUCGUCAUAUCUGCUCCCCAUCUGAACACCCUCAGCCUUGUAGAUCAGAGGCCUUGCUCUCCACCACUUUCCACCUCGCAAUCUCAUUUACACUGGCACAGAAUGAGCAUUAAAUGCCACCGUGCUGACAGGGCACAGUGUUCCUUCCAAUGCACAGGAGCAAACAAUUACAAAGAGACAGGGACUCAACAAGGAUUCUCAGUGCUGCCUUUCUUUUUCCUGAUUUAGCGUGGAGUGGUAAGCAGGACACUUCAGCUCUGUGCACCCAUUUCUUUAUCUGUAAAUAGCAAUCAUGGCAACCUCUGUCUAAAGCACCACUGGUGGAUUUCAUUGUUAUUGAUCAAAAUGCUUUCAAAAAAAAAAAAAACACCAACAUUUUUAAAGAGGCUAUAAAAGAAGAAGGAAAGCCAGUCCUUGGGGUUUCUGGCUGGCUGCUGAGUCUCAGUUUAAGGCAGUGUUAUCCUUGCUCAAAAAGAUUUGCCUUGCCUCUUCUACCAUUAACUCAGCGCGUGCUGCCCAAUGCAGCCAAUACCUCAACACAGACUUUCAGAGGACAAAGACAGACAGAAUUAAGGAAGUCUGAGCCUAGAGGAAUAGGACUAAAAAUAUUUUUAAUUGAGACAUUAGCUCCCUUUAUGUGCUGAUUUGAAGUAGAAUGAGUAAUGCUUCCAAAAGCACUUAAAAACAUGCUUGUACAAAACCUCCCUGGAUUGCCCAACGCAGCUAUAUCCUCAUUAAGGGAGCACUGUGCAUUCACUGAAACAGCAGAGACAAGAAUCUAUCGCCAGCAUAUCAGGGGUUGGUAGGGCAUGACAUAACAUCCUUCAAAUGAAAUGCAGGGAAGAGGCAUUUGCACACAAAAGCAUGGGAACUGGACUACAGCUAUUUUUUCCUACAAUAAAAGGAAGCAAUUAGCUUUACUGAACUGCAGGGCUCUUCAUAAUCUUUAAAUAACAACAUCUAAAGCAUUGCUGUGAUAAAGCCAAGUCAAUCCUAUAAACUCCUAGACCAGAACUUAACAGAAGGACUUGGGCCAUUCUCUCCAGUGGUUCCCAUUAUUGUCCUGCCUUACCUGCUUUUCUCUCCCCACUACCAUGCAUGCCCAGGGCCAAACACACACACUGCUAUGGAUACCAAAAAAAACAGCACAUACCCCUGCAAUCCUUAUCAUUCCUGAUGCUUGUGGAUGGGGGGGUCUUCAGUUGUGGGCUGCCUCCAGGAGUAUCCAGAAACACAGAUAGGUUCCAGUCCUGCUACCUUUCUGAAAGGUACAACACAGCCUGAUCAGUGAGACUGCUCAAUGAAAAGUUGAUAGUAUAUCAGCAGUUUGUUUGGAAAACCUUACCCCUCCCCCUCUAAUUCCUUGCGAGUUUUUAUAGUUUUUCUUUCUUCAUAAAAAAAAAAGAUAAAAACAAAUCGUUUGCACAUGAAGUAGACGGGGAUUGUUUUUCCAGUCUUUUGUAAAGCAAUACUAAAAACAUUAAAGAAGCAACACCCUUGUCCAAGCAUUUGGCUUCUUCUCAAAACCCUUUUUUGAGGGAAAAGUAUUUCCACAGAUUUUCAGCGUAUUCUAUAGAUUCAUCCUCUUCCCACCUGGCAUUGCAUUGCCAAUAGGAGGAAAUACACCCAGCUGGCAAAGAAUGAUGAGCAGCGCCUUUCCCAUCUGGGCUUUAACUUCCACCUACUCGUUCCAAAAUCCAAUUUUUCCUUAAAAAUCUUAAAAAUCUCCACUAGCAGAAGAUCCUCCACUGCAAUAUAUCACACUGCUUUCUUCAGAUUUAAAGUUCUCCAUGGAAAGGGCUCCCAGUGCCUCCCUGGAGAACUUAUUCCAGACUAAUAGAUCUCAAUGGCAAAGAUUUUUCCCUUGCUGUUCAGCCAUAGUUCUUAUUUUCCCUUCCUGUAUUACCAUUAUACUCUCUCAUGUCUUAUAAAGUUACCCUCCUUUCCACAGGGUGAGAAAGCUGCCUUUUUUGUGUCAAGUAAUUAUCAUUGUAAAAACAUAAUAGGAAAAAGGCAAACUAAGUAACACCCACGGCUUUAGAGCGGAAUAAAGUAACGGGUAAUUCAAAAUGAAACAUCAGAUAAAUACACCCUUCUUUACAGCUUCCAGAAAUAGUAAAUUGGAAUCAAAGCUAUUUGCUUAACCUGAAAUAGUUGAUAAUACAAUGCAAACCAGCAUCUAUCAUUCCAGAUGGACAGCUUAAGGGAUGUGCAUUAAUACCAGCUAAGGGAAGCAAAGUUUCUCCCAAUAUUUGGAUUUUUUAGUACAGAGGUCAUAAACGUGCUGUAUCUUACAUACAUUAUACAUUGGACCCAGUACAUUAAAAAUCAGAGUUAAUUUAUGGGUUACAACAUCCCUUGUUUUAAUAUGUUAUUUAUGUCAAACGACAGCAGAGCUACAAAGUCAGCAGUCAUGGAUGGCUUACAAACAGCAACAGCUUGGAACUGAAGACUUUAUUCUGCUAUUAAUGUUAGAUAAAUAACAUGCCUUUUCCAUAUAACUUACCAAUAAAAUGUAUCUUGAUUAAAAAAACUUUCUUCAACACUUUAAGCAACUGCACUAGCUAACAUCUUAGCCCUCAUGUUUAUGGAUGCUAUAAAUGCUCUUAUAAUGGUUUUAUACUUUGAAAACUUUAAAGGCAAACACAACGCAGCGUGCAUACUGAUUAGAGCUAGGGCAGUUAGCCUCAGGAACCUAGGUUCUACUCUUCAUUGUCUUGAUGAAUCACUAAGCGAUCUCGAAGAAGUCAUCUCACCUCUCUUUGCCAAUUUUACAGUAAAUGAGUGAAGCACAGUUCAAAAUCCUAUAAAAUACCAGAGAGAAAUCUAAAGAAAGCGUACCAGAGAAAUACCGCGACUUGUUCUCAGAAUGCAAAAAAAACUGUGCCAGAAAAACUAUGGGUGGAUCGUUCAAAAGACCAGGUGACAAGGAGCUCGUGAAAAUUCCUCCCUGAUUUUCGAUCUCAGUCAAUAGUCUGUUACUCCCAUACGUAUAUGUGUGCACGUGUUUCUUUUUGGUUUCGAUUUGAACUAGUGCUAGUCACGGGAAGUUACGCAGCUGCGCGGGUGAGGAGUUCACCACCACAUCCAAUGCUCUUCUCAGUUCUGUCACAGCGAUGACUGGGAGCUCCCCCAGGCUCCUCGGACCAAUGAAGCAUCUGACAAAACGCGCGUGAUGAUGGUAUAUUUUUUGAUAAAUCAGUAAGGCAUUCCAAUAGUGAUUUCUUUAGUUUUAUGUUAUGAGAAGCUCUCAACCUUAUUAUUUUCUAUUUUCGUACUAUAAAUGGGCUUUGCUUACAAACAUCAGAGGACAGAUACAAAAUGUACCGUAUACAACUGCAGGUAGCUUCAUUUGAGAACAACUUUCUAGAAGAACCAAGUUUCCUGUUGUCUUCUUUUGGAAUUGUAGUGCAUAUGUUGAAACUUGUAUAUCAUUUACAGUAUUGAGUCUUGUGCCACUGCUGUACCUGAUGUAUCCAAUCUGGAUUAAACAGAGUAUGUGCCACAAAUACCAAGAUGAUGCUGUAGAUUUCUUCUAAAAAAAUUUGGGAGGUUCUUUUGGAGAAUGCUGGGUGAUGGCCUAAGCGAUCUGAGUUGCACUGAAACACUAAUAACUCUUACUUCAGCAACAGCUGAUGAGAACAGCAAGAUAACUGAGAUGCUACAGGUAUCUUCUUUCAUGCUGUUCUAAGUGAAACCCUUAGCAGCUACCUCCUUUUGAAUGCAAACCUCAUGUUGGAAACAAGAACAAAGUGCUCAGAUUAUGCAGACGUAAUGUAGGAGAGCCCUCUUGCUGCGGCAGUUUGUUGUGACAUGAGGGAGCAUGGCAGAGGAAGAAAAGGACAAAAAUGGUCCUGAGGUUACAGAAGCACACAUAUUAUGCCUUUCUUUUCAAAGGCAAUCUGGUCUUGGGAGUUCCUCUUAGGCCAAAGGCUAACAAUCUGUAUUUCAGAUGGGUCAUCUUGUUUCAAUGGCAAAUAAAGUAGUGUUGCUCUAAUCUUAAUUAUACUAGGAAGAAUCGCUUAGAGGCAUUAUUAAAAAAUAGUAUUUAAAAAAAUUAAAAUUACUUACUACGUAAACUAACACCCCACAGCAGCUGCAUUGACAUUCUUCCUUGUAGUAAAGCAUGACACCCACCGGGGGGAACCAUUUCCCCAGCUGAAAAAGGGACAACAGGCAUACCUGUCUUAACUAACCCUCCAUGAACAUCCUACACCACUCAUGAGCUAAAGCGAUCCCGAGAU
Molecule: messenger RNA, 8655 nt
Organism: Numida meleagris (helmeted guineafowl)
Lineage: Eukaryota; Metazoa; Chordata; Aves; Galliformes; Numididae
Gene: KCND3
Product: potassium voltage-gated channel subfamily D member 3
Exons: 7
Coding region: 1-1977 (658 amino acids)
Biological process (GO): potassium ion export across plasma membrane; protein homooligomerization
Cellular component (GO): membrane; voltage-gated potassium channel complex; neuronal cell body
Molecular function (GO): protein binding; A-type (transient outward) potassium channel activity
Source: RefSeq, a predicted model, not a curated record